AUGAAUAUCGCUGUUCCAUUCAAGCAAGUAGAUGUUUUCACUACCAGCUUCUUCAAAGGAAAUCCAGUCGCCGUGAUCAAUUUCAUGGACUCAGAAGAAGAGGUUCCAAGCACGCUUCUUCAAAGCAUUGCGAACUGGACCAAUCUUUCAGAAACAACUUUUCUCUUCAAGCCUUCAGAUCCUAAAAAUGAUUACAGGCUAAGAAUUUUUACACCUAAUGAGGAAUUGCCUUUUGCGGGUCACCCAACGAUUGGUUCAUGCCGUGCUUUUUUAGAGUUCACGGGCCGUAAGGAUGCAUCACAGAUUAACCAAGAGUGCAAAUUGGGGGUUGUGAGAAUAUCAGUGACAAACGAGAAAAUCGCCUUCGAGGCUGUAAAAGCUGAUAUCGAUGCCAUCCCGGAAGCCCUUGUCCAUGGACUUGAAAAGUGUAUUUCAACUACCUUCAAAACGACCCCGAAAGUCCUGCACGUAGGACCAGAAUGGGUGGUCGGAUUGGUGGAAGACUCCCAGACUUGCUUUAACUUGAACCCAGACUUUUCGCUACUAGGUGAUAUGAGUGGAAAGUUCGGCAUCACGGGUUUGGUUAUCGCAGGUAAGAAACCAGAUUCUAGCGGUUACGAAAUGAGAGCAUUCGCUCCUUCCCAAGGUGUGAACGAAGACCCUGUUUGCGGUAGUGGCUGCUUGGCAUUCGUUAGAUAUUUGCAAGAUCUCUACCAGACCAGUUCGACCACAACUUUUGAUAUCACGCAAGGUGGGAGGUUGCAGCGUGAAGGAAAACUUUCAGCUACCAUAGAACACGGUAAAGAUAAAAUUUCCUAUCAUGUCGGUGGACAAGCCCUAACCAUUAUCAACGGUAUGAUCAAUAUAUAG
Lachancea fermentati is the source of this 870-nucleotide messenger RNA. Lineage: Eukaryota; Fungi; Ascomycota; Saccharomycetes; Saccharomycetales; Saccharomycetaceae. The record is from the annotation of a GenBank genome assembly.